GAGUUUUCACUAAACACUGAUGUGUGUUCACUUCUAUUUGCAUCAUCACAUAUAGCUGCACACCGUAGCUUGCACGUCUACCAUAUAGAUCUCACGCUAUAUCUACUCGAGGUGUGUCUACCUGUGAGAUUAGAUGUUUUCAUCAUGGCAGUGCUCAAACUUAUAUCAGCGGCAGUAAUUUUAACGGUGAUAGGUGAAUGUCAUAGUGAAUACUAUGGGAAGCUGAUUGGAGAGUUCAUACAACAAGGCGAUACACCAGCCACUCAUCAUAAUGUAAAUGGGACGGUGUACGCAGUAGAUGAUGACACACUACAAAUCAUUGGAUUCACCUUCGAUGGAAAAGCUCCUGACACCUUCUUUUUCAUCGGUACGUCAGGAACACCUUCAGGAAAUAGCUACGUCAUUCCUAAGGCAAUCGGACUUGGUUCUGAGAAGUUAGGUGCAUACAGCAAUGAGGACUUGACAAUUCACCUUGAUACAUCAGAAGGACCUGGAAGUCUCUCAGACUACCUCUGGAUAUCGGUCUGGUGUAAACAAGCCGGGGCCAACUUUGCGGAUGUGACUAUCCCAUCGGACUUUACCCCUCCCCAGGAAUACUCACUUGGUAGACUAGGUCUUAGCCCUGUUGUUCAUGGCGUCACUGCUGAAGACGUCAUCAUUCUGAACUCUAAACUCAUCCGUUUCGUUGGUCUCAACUAUGAUGGAAGAGGACCAGAUGCUUAUUUCUGGACGGACACGGUGACCAAUCCUACUACUAGCGGAAUGAGGGUUCCUCAGGACGGUGAAAGAACCGCCAGCAAACUGAAUCAGCCACUGUCUGGAGUAACACGCACUGUCCGUUUACCUGGUGAUGUAUUCGAAUUACGGAGUAUAGGUUUAUGGUGUGUUCUAGCUAGACAAAACUUUGGUCAUGUUGUUAUCCCUGAUGACCUGAUGAGUCGUGGCGUGAUCAUACCUGCUACUGCUGCUGAUGAUGAUGCACCAGCUUAUGAUAACUGUGAGGUUCUGAAAGACGAUGAUUUUCAGGUGAGUUGGACUAUCGAUGGCGAUGAUAUUGCUAUAAGUCUAGCUAGUCGUCAAGGAUUCAAUCAGUACAUGGCCUUUGGUCCGAGUGGCUCUGACUCGAGGACGCUCAUGCCUGGAUCCGAUGUCAUCGUCGCUUUCAUUGACGGUGACACCUCCAUGGGCAUGGUCGAUGACUACUACUUGUCAGAUUAUACAAUGUGUGCAUCAGGCAAUGGAGUAUGUCCAGAUAUACGGGCUGAUACAAGUUCUCCUGGAACCAAUGACGUCACCUUAUCUGGUUUUACUACAGACGGUGGCAUUACACGCAUCAACUACAAACGGCCUCUCAAUGCAACUGAUCGCUUUGACCGAGCCAUCAUGGCGGCUGGUCCUCAGUAUAUCAGCUGGGCUCUGGGACCAAUCAAUGAUGAUGGACUAGCUACAUAUCACAAUUCUGACAGAACUCCAGGGAACAAACAGAUCGAUUUCGGGAGCGAUGGCUCUAGAUGCCCUGCAUUCACAAUGAGGACAGACGAUGACGACUUUGAACCGUUCAAGGUCAAGCCAAUCAUAGCACUGGAGGACACUGUAUUCAGAUGCGAUAUCGGAUCAUCAGGAGGUCCUAAGGGGUACCAAGGAAUCACAGGUACCGUUGGAUGGGGCAUUGCCUGGUAUAUCGAUCGAGACCUCAUCCCAGAGAUCACCGUCAAAAGGAACCAGACCUAUACCUUUAAGGUGUAUGGAGGUUCGAACCCACAACAAUCAGCUUCCUAUCAUCCCUUCUACAUUACCACUGACCCUGCAGGUGGAUACGAUCAGCUAUCAGAGGCUGAUAGAACUAAUCAUGAGAUUCUCGCAGGUCCAGUGAACGGUUCAUAUUGUAUCUACGAGGAGACUAAUACCACACCCGAUGAAGAUGAUAUCGACUCGUAUGAACGCUACCGUGUUUCUCUGCGGUUGAAUUGUCCUAAUGGUGAUGAGAACCCUGGUACUCUCGUAUGGACUCCUGAUGAGGACACUCCUGACGUCGUCUACUAUCAGUGUUACACCCAUCGUAACCUUGGUUGGAAGAUCAACGUCUCAGAUGAUGCCAACAAAUGUGUUCUCUCUCUUAUCACCAUGACAACAGCAUUCAUCAUCGCCAUCUUGCUGAUGGCUAGAAAUGUUUAACUUGAGAGGCUGUAAAACAAGUGUACAUUGUAUUUCAUUCACAAUGACUGUACGCGAUUAUCUCUACUUUCUGAAAUAAAAGAAGAACUUUUUAACUCGUAGAUUCUAGUUUAUUAAGGUAUGACGAAUCAUUUAAUUCUGUAUAUAUGACUCACAUAUUUGCACUUAUAAGCAUUUUUAUGAGAUAUAAAUGGAGUGCCCUGUAGUGGUGUGGGCCAUGAUUCCUGAUUCCUGAUUAUUCUUAUUAAACCACAUGUCUACAAAAUUAAUACGGACAUCUGCAUACAUCUGAGAUGUUCUUGACAUGAAUAGAGGUUAAUUAUCAUAAUAAAUUAUUGAUUUUGUUUCCUUUACAGAAAAGUAAUGUAAGACGUUUAAAAUGUACAUGUAUUAUUUUCUAAAGUGUUAUAAAUUGGUAUUUGUGUUAAGCAUUAAAAGACGUUAUUUCAAGCCCAGUCACAUUCGACCUCGUGAACACGGUCCGUUUGUUUAUCGGUCGGUUUGAAGUUGGGUUUGGCGGUGUAACUGGGGUUUGGCCUGUUGUAAAUGUUCGUUGUGUAUGCUAAUCUGUGUAGUUCCAAGUAAUUCGUAGAUGCAAAAGAUUCUUAUAUUCCGUGACGUCUGUAUGUAUAUGUCAUCAAUGUUUUAUAUGUUAUAUCCUCGAAUGAAAAUAUUUGUUGAAAUAAGUGGUUCUAGAGGUGUAGAAAAAGUAAUAUUGUGAUUUUUCUCGUACUAACAGAGGAAAGCCUAGUAAGCUUCAAUUACAUUUUUCAGACUAGACCUUGAUAUUUUUUCAAUGCUUACUCAUGCUCUUUCUCUCUCUUCUUCUUUCUGCGUUUCUUUUCCUCUCUUCUUUUUUCUCUCUCUCUCUAUCUCUCUCUCUCUCUCUCACUUUCUAUCUUUAUCUCUCCUCUUUCUCUCAUUUCUUUCUUGAUCUACAACCCAUUUUAAUUUCUAUAAUUAUAUUGUUUUAGACCUAUUUCUCCCAAAAGACUUAUAUAACCCAGAUAUGUUAACAAGUAAUUCUUCUUGCUUUAUCUUUUGUCUCAAGAGUCAUUUCACUGCUGCUGAUAAAGUCAUUCAAAUUUGACGCAUAUUUUUCUCCUAAAAAUUACUAAUAACUUGUAUACACCCAUUAAAACUAUGAUGAGCAUUCAACUUUUUGCAGUUUGUGAAAGUUUUUCUUGCUAAAUGUCUGUCCUCAAUAAGUCACAAAAGCUCAUAUUGCACAAAAAAUCUGGUUUUAAAGUAAUCAAUGUAAAUAAAAAGAGAAAAGGAAGAAAAUGACAAGUGAUAUUAUUAACAUGGCCGACACUCAUUGUUUUCAAUUUAUUGUAAAGGUGCCUGUGUGAACGGUAUGGCGAGGACAUAUGCUACAAAAAUAAGGAUGGUCUACAUAAAAAAAAAGUCAAACAGAAUUUCCAGGAAAAAA
Messenger RNA from Strongylocentrotus purpuratus (purple sea urchin), 3607 nucleotides. RefSeq names its product protein Skeletor, isoforms B/C. The transcript has 15 exons. The coding region runs from base 145 to 2175 and encodes 676 amino acids. Lineage: Eukaryota; Metazoa; Echinodermata; Echinoidea; Camarodonta; Strongylocentrotidae. The record is from RefSeq and is a predicted model, not a curated record.